Corythoichthys intestinalis (scribbled pipefish) is the source of this 5094-nucleotide messenger RNA. It is a transcript of the gene brpf3b, whose product is annotated as bromodomain and PHD finger containing, 3b. Gene Ontology annotation, cellular component: MOZ/MORF histone acetyltransferase complex. NCBI's taxonomy places the organism in Eukaryota, Metazoa, Chordata, Actinopteri, Syngnathiformes, Syngnathidae. The transcript is spliced from 13 exons. The record is from RefSeq and is a predicted model, not a curated record. The coding region runs from base 616 to 4350 and encodes 1244 amino acids. Gene Ontology annotation, molecular function: protein binding. Gene Ontology annotation, biological process: regulation of transcription by RNA polymerase II.
UAGACAGAAACCGGAAAUAAGACUAGUCGUGAUUACGUUGAGACACGGUUUUAGACUAUUAUUAUACAAGCCAAUUGAUCACCACUACAGAAUGAAAAAUAAACAUUUGAAGAAAGCUCAUUUCUGAGAAACUAGAAUAGAAAAGCGAAAUAAAGGCAGUAAACCGUUUUUCUUGGAAAAUAAUUGAUCAAUUAUUUUAGUUUGAAAGAUGUGCCCGGAUGUUUCAUGUCAUUAACAAUGGAGUUAGCCUAGUUUCGCAAAGCUAGCCGGAGGCGGCUAACCCACAAAAUUAGGUCGACAUUAGAUAGUGUCUGACAGUAUAAUCUCAGAUAUGUGAUUCGUUUAGUCGUUGGGUGUACGGGCUUUUGUCUCAAACUCCUCGAUCACCCUUUUACGGAGGGACGGGCGUGUUUGUUAAAAGGGACACACGCCGGCUGUACCAACAAACUGUAGCGGGCUAAGAGCAAGUUAGCUUUUGGCGACGGAAAUACAGUAAGUAAGAACCACAGGCUAGGUGGCAAGCAACCAUUUCUGUAGAAACGCCUUAGACCGCCGGCUGUGGAGCUACUUGUCACCCAGUUGCCAUAAUAGGAGGGAACGUGUGAUUGGUGGCUUAUGAGGAAGCCACGCCGAAAAGGCCUGGCGGGCCCACAAAGUGGCACAGAUGACAGGAAGUCCAAGGGGACACCAGGUGGUGGUUGCGGCGUCGGUCCACGUCAGCGAUCCUCAUCCCCUUACAGUCUCAAAGCAUCUCCAAGCAGAGAAACUCUGAGCUAUGCCCAAGCUCAGAAUGUCGUGGAGGUGGAACUGGAGGGCCGGCUUCAUCGCAUCUCCAUUUUAGAGCCCUUGGUAGUCAUCACUGAGGAUGAAAUGAUGGCGCAAGAUAUCAGCGAAUGUAACAGCAACAAAGAGAACAGCGAGCAGCCAUCACCGCUUGUCAGUGCUAUGCAAACUUCCGUCAAAGCAGUCACGCCCCGCGGCCGCCGGAAACCCGCUAAAUAUCUGUCUAAGUCUCCGCCACAUUCCAAGAACCACUGCGCCAGCACUCAACCGCAAAUGCCUGAAAAGUUAAAUGUCGCUCACAAUCAUCUAAUAUCCCUCCCCAAGCCUUCAUUUCGCAUAGUAGACACUUUUACACAAGUCGAAACGCCACCUCUGCCCGUGGCAUACUACCGCUAUAUCGAACGUUCCUCCGAGGACCAGGAAGCUUUGGCUGAGUAUGACAUGGACGAGGAGGAUUCCGCGUGGUUGGAAAUGGUCAACGCUAGCCGAUCAGCGGAGGGCUACACCACGUUAUCAGCGGACGUCUUUGAGUUGCUAGUGGACCGCCUCGAGGACGAGGCUUACCGGGAGGCUCGCACCCGGGUUCCCUCUCAGAACGCCAUUGACGAUGACGCCUUCUGCUGCGUGUGCCUGGACGACGAGUGCCUCAACAGCAACGUCAUCCUCUUCUGUGACGCGUGCAACUUAGCUGUGCACCAGGAAUGUUACGGCGUUCCCUAUAUCCCUGAGGGCCAGUGGCUGUGCCGCUGCUGUCUUCAGUCCCCUCAGAAACCAGUUGACUGUGUGCUGUGUCCAAACAGAGGCGGCGCCUUUAAGCAAACCAGUGACGGCCGCUGGGCGCAUGUAGUCUGCGCUAUCUGGAUCCCUGAAGUCUGCUUUGCCAAUACAGUUUUUUUGGAACCAGUGGAAGGUGUCAACAACAUUCCCCCAGCGCGCUGGAAACUUACAUGUUACCUGUGCAAACAAAAAGGUCGCGGGGCAUCCAUACAGUGCCACAAGGCCAACUGUUACACCGCGUUUCACGUCACUUGCGCACAGCGUGCCGGCCUGUUUAUGAAAAUCGACCCAGUACGAGAGACAAACAUCAACGGGACCACAUUCUCUGUCAAAAAGACAGCCUUCUGUGAGACUCACUCACCCGCAGGCCAAGAUGGCAUCUCGGACGAAGAGAGUGAAGGACGGGUGGUAGGCAGCAGAGGAAGAGCCAGUCGGGGGCGGAGUGCCUACACAGAUGGUCCCGUUACACCAAAAAAAGGCAGAAAGUCUGAAAGUGAUGGGAAGAUGGGUAAAAAGAAAGAGAAGAUAGACACGUGUUCCACAACACUGAACAAUGCUUCGCCACAACUGAUAGUGCCUGAAAUACCCACAACCAGGUUGAAUGCCAUUUGCAAAGGUAUUCUCUUCCAAAAGAAAAACCAGUUCAUGCAGAGGCUGCAUAGCUACUGGUUACUGAAGCGUCAGUCCAGGAACGGAGUGCCACUGGUCCGCCGUUUGCAUUCUGUCCAAUCCCAACGGAAUACUGAACAGCCUGAGGUGGUUGAUGAGCACGUAUCUGCAGCAAGAGAUGCUCUAAGAUAUUGGCAGAAGCUUCGACAUGACCUUGAAAAGGCCAGGCUUCUGGUGGAGCUCAUCCGUAAAAGGGAGAAACUCAAGCGAGAACAGCUCAAAAUCCAUCAAGCAGCCCUGGAGCUACAGUUGACCCCAAUGUUGUUGUUGCUCCGCUCAACUAUGGACCAACUACAGGAUAAGGACACAGCUGAGAUCUUUGCAGAGCCAGUCAACAUCAAGGAGGUCCCAGACUACAUGGAGUUCAUAAGCCAUCCAAUGGAUUUUUCCACAAUGCGGACCAAGCUCGAAAAUCAUAUCUACCGUUCUGUGGCUGACCUAGAGGUUGACUUCAACCUCAUGGUGUCCAACUGCCUCCUGUACAACAACAAGGACACCAUCUUCUACCGUGCUGCACUUCGUCUUCGGGACCUAGGUGGAGCCGUGUUGCGCCACGCUCAACGACUAGCCACUAACGUGGGCCUGGAGGUGGAGACUGGCAUGCACCUACCAGAGUCAUCACAGAAGCGAGAAUUUUACAGUUGCACUUGGGAAGACGUGGACAGUGUGUUGAACCCAGAAAACCGGCUCCAUAUGAGUAUGGAGGAGCAACUAAAGGAAUUGCUUGAUAAGCUGGACUUCGUCAGUUCCAUGAGAUGCAGCGGGGCUCGCACGCGACGCAUGCGCCUGCUCCGCCGUGAGAUCAACAACAUUCGGUUCCGGCAGGGGCCACACCGCCACAGCCUUCACAACAGCCGUUUAAAAGAAGACAGUGAUGAAGAUGUGGAGGAAGAAGAGAUGGAUGACAAGGCCGACGACACCAAGACAGAAAACGGCUUUUCGACAUCAGACAAAGACCUGAAGUCCACCUCGCCCCCAACACUGGAACCCACCGGGCCGGCACCUCCUCCACGACUAGGAGACGCACCUUUGGAGCCACCUACACUGAGGCCCAUCACAAAGGAGCCGCCGUUCUCCAGCUGGCCCCGCAAACGGCGAAAGCUCAUCGACGACAGCGAAACAGAGCGUAUCAGUUGCACUAUAGCCCAGGAGAUGUCGCCAGCAGAAAAUUUCCACAGCGAUGGGCAUGUGACGGCCAACGGCCUGCCUGACUUCAACACCCCCACGCGGACACUCACUGGGGGUGUUGGCAGGCGGACUUCUGUGUUGUUCAAAAAGGCCAAAAACAGUGCCAAAAUAUUCAGAGACAAUCCUUUACCCAAUGGGAAGGAGUUGCUGGACGAUGGUGCAAGUGCCUCCUUUUCCGUAUCCAACAGCCCCUCUACUUUGUCCACCCCUACCAAAACCUCUCAGAAAGCCAUUGGACCUCCCUAUCUGAAUGACCCAUGGACCUCCAGUCAAGACAUGAGCUCAGACGGAGAACUGGAAAAAAUGAUGAACGAAAGCCGGAAAAGUGGGCUGACCAAUGGCUUCGAUAAGCACAAAGACGACGGGUCCGACUCAGAAUACAGCUCCUGUCCCAUUCUUCUUAAAGAAAUGUCUUCACCGCCCAAACGGAGCCUUGGCAAACCUGCUCUCUCCAAAGUUCCCUUUUUGGAUAUAGUUAAUGGAGAUGCUGACUACACUGGCAAUGGCAGCCAAACAUCUGAGGAUGAGACCGAGCUGGAGUCACUGGACCUAGUUUGGGCCAAGUGUCGAGGAUAUCCUUCCUAUCCCGCCCUGAUCAUCGACCCUGAGAUGCCACGAGAGGGUCUGCUGCUUAACGGAGUGCCCAUCCCUGUCCCCCCCAAGGAUGUCCUCAGACUGGGGGAGCAGAGGCAGGAGGAGAGCAACCAGAGGCUCUAUCUGGUGCUCUUCUUCGACAACAAGCGGACGUGGCAAUGGCUCACACGUGACAAGGUGACCCCCUUAGGAGUGGACAGCACCGCUGACAAGCUGCGCAUCAUGGAGGGUCGCAAGCCCAGCCUCCGCAAGUCGGUGCAGGUGGCGUACGACCGCGCCAUGAUCCACCAAAGCAGAGUGAGCCACAAUCGAGGCUUCGUCACCUCCAACUUCCUGUAGACUGCUUGCCGGAGUUGAGUUUUAGCGGGCCGCUUGCACUGUAUAGCAUGCUAAUCAGUCGUGACGUGUCAUAGUGUGCCACAAUGAACUUGAAAACAAUAUUUAUACCAAGUGCAGAGGACCUAUGAAUGGAUCACUGCCAUCUUUUAUACAAUAGCUUUUUAAAUAUUUUAUGAAAUACGCUUGUACAGUUCUAAAGUAAACUUUGUGUGCAUUCUGUUUGUAAAAUGAUGUCACUGCGGUUGCUCUAUUCAAUCAAACCGCAAGGGACAACGGGGAGCUUUCUGAAAGCCUCAUUCCUGAGUAUGCGUGCGUGCGUCAAUGAAGACAAUGAAUGAGCCACUGUUCUUAAUUAUGAAUUUUUUUUUUUUUUUUAUGAGAGAAUUAUUUAUUUAUAGAAGAUACAGGUAUAGAAAUAAAAUUAUAUUGGUAAAAGCAAGAGUUGUAUUUAAAUCAAAUUUUGAGGUCUAUAAGAAAACACACAACUUUUAGCAUGUAAAUUUACAUAUUUGAUUUGUUCUUUAAACAAGAUACUCAUACCAACCUGAAUAUUUAUUAUUAGUAUUAUGAAAUGUAAAACCCCACACCUUCAUAAGCUUGUGCAUAUUUUCACUACCCACUGAAUACUUUGUUUGAAUCCAUCGUUUCUCAUUUGAGGAAACAAAUGCUCUAUUAAAACUUUUUGGGAAUAUGGAACUGUGUGGAUUGUAAUCUUUUUGAAUGCGAGGUGAUUUCAGUAAUUGU